This is a messenger RNA of Linum tenue, 2018 nucleotides long. Lineage: Eukaryota; Viridiplantae; Streptophyta; Magnoliopsida; Malpighiales; Linaceae. The record is from the annotation of a GenBank genome assembly.
AGGCAAACAAAAGAGAAAAAUCAAAUAAAACAUACCAAUAAUUCAAUAAAGAAACAUUAUACCAAUUCCUUGGAUAAUUUUACAACUUAGAGAAAUUUUUAUGAUUUUUUUAAAACUAUUUUUGUGUAUAAAAGAUGAGUUUUUUACUAUCCUUCCAUAUAUCGCGAUCGCCAUUAUCGAACCCCGCUCAUUACAUACGUUGUUGCAGCAGCCUUCAAAUGGCUUCAGAGAAGAGCGAGACACAUUUGGGCCAAUUCAAGUUCCUGCUGAUAAAUUGUGGGGCGCGCAAACUCAAAGAUCGCUGCAGAAUUUUGAAAUUGGCGGGGAGCGAGAGCGGAUGCCGGAGCCAAUAAUUCGUGCAUUCGGAAUCCUCAAGAAAUGUGCGGCAAAGGUGAACAUGGAAUAUGGGCUUGAUCCCGCCAUUGCUAAGGCCAUUAUGCAGGCUGCUCAAGAGGUGGCUGAUGGAAUGCUAAAUGAACACUUUCCACUCGUCAUUUGGCAGACUGGUAGUGGCACUCAAAGCAACAUGAAUGCCAAUGAGGUUAUUGCCAAUAGAGCUGCUGAAAUCCUUGGCCAUAAGCGUGGUGAAAAGUAUGUGCAUCCAAAUGACCAUGUUAAUAGAUCACAAUCUUCCAAUGACACUUUUCCUACUGUGAUGCACAUCGCAGCUGCUAUGGAAAUAAACUCAAGAUUGUUACCAAAUUUGAAAACUUUGUACGCUACUGUACAUACAAAGUCUAUUGAAUUCAAGGAUAUCGUUAAGAUUGGACGUACUCAUACUCAAGAUGCAACCCCAUUGACGCUUGGUCAAGAGUUUAGUGGCUAUAGCACCCAAGUUGUCCUUUUCUCAUAUUUGCGUAUGGUUUCCAGUUGCAAUAUGGAAUUGAUCGUGUCACUUGCUCUCUACCCCGCAUGUAUAAGGUUGACUAGACUGUUCCACAUAUAGGGCAUGUAUUGUCUACGCACCUGUAGGUUUGAUGCAAAGAUUGCUCAAGCAAUAGCUGAAGAAACAAGGCUACCAUUUGUUACAGCAGAGAACAAGUUUGAAGCUCUGGCUGCACAUGAUGCUUUUGUUGAAUGUAGUGGAGCUCUCAACACCAUUGCUACUUCUUUGAUGAAAAUCGCCAAUGACAUACGCUUCCUAGGAAGUGGUCCAAGAUGUGGGCUUGGCGAACUUGUUCUUCCAGAAAAUGAGCCUGGUAGCAGUAUCAUGCCGGGGAAGGUUAAUCCCACUCAAUGUGAGGCGCUUACAAUGGUCUGUGCUCAGGUUAUGGGAAACCAUGUGGCCAUAACUAUUGGUGGAUCAAAUGGCCAUUUUGAGUUGAAUGUAUUCAAGCCUAUGAUUGCAAGUGAUCUCCUUCAUUCAGUGAGAUUGCUUGGAGAUGCAUCUGCUUCCUUCGAAAAGAACUGCGUGAAGGGAAUCCAAGCUAACAAGGAAAGAAUUUCCAAGUUGCUGCACGAGAAAAUUGGGUAUGACAAUGCUGCUGCACUUGCUAAGCUUGCUCACAAGGAAGGACUUACUCUGAAGGAAGCGGCACUGAAAUUGGCAGUUCUGACCAGCGAUGAGUUUGAUCAGCUGGUUGUACCUGAGAAGAUGAUAGGACCAUCUGACUGAAGUGAAUACACUUCUUUUUAAUGCAGAAGAGUUCUUCCAGCAAUUUUGGUAGUAGAGAACAGAGGAAGUCUUGCAACUUCGUUAUUCGUCAUUUGAUAUAUUGAAUUCUUAGUCUUGCUUCACAGUUCACAUAGUUAGGAACGAAGCUCUGUAUCUAUUGGUUCUAAAAACAUGUUUACGACACAGAUUGGUAGAAACAAGUCAUUUUAUUGGAUUCACCAUUAAUGUAUUUACUGAUUUAUGAGGUUUAUCCAUAUUUCAACAAUCAAGACUUGUGAUCUUAGAAGCAUCACCUAGCAAUCUUUCUAGACGCCGAAAUUACACAAUAAGUUUCUUCUCUAGUUCAACGAAUUGUGUAAAUUCUAAUAGCAAUGUUAUCUCUAUUUUCGUCUUUGUUUUGUGG